Elaeis guineensis (African oil palm) is the source of this 1039-nucleotide messenger RNA. RefSeq names its product chlorophyll a-b binding protein 21, chloroplastic. Gene Ontology annotation, biological process: photosynthesis, light harvesting. Gene Ontology annotation, cellular component: membrane. The record is from RefSeq and is a predicted model, not a curated record. Lineage: Eukaryota; Viridiplantae; Streptophyta; Magnoliopsida; Arecales; Arecaceae.
CGGACCCAACCCUUCCCUCAGAGCACCUUCCAACCACUUCCAUCAUCACCCUUUCUCCUACCUCGGAGGCGUCACAUAGUCCUUCUCAAUGGCUGCCACCAUGGCCCUCUCCUCCCCCUCCCUCGCCGGGAAGGCGGUGAAGCUCGCCCCCUCGACCUCCCCUAUCCUUGGCGAGGGCAGGGUCACCAUGAGGAAGACCGUCGGCAAGCCCGUCUCCUCCGGCAGCCCAUGGUACGGUCCGGACCGUGUCAAGUAUCUCGGCCCCUUCUCCGGCGAGCCCCCAUCCUAUCUGACUGGCGAAUUCCCCGGCGACUACGGGUGGGACACCGCCGGCCUCUCGGCCGACCCCGAGACCUUUGCCAAGAACCGCGAGCUCGAGGUGAUCCACUGCAGGUGGGCCAUGCUCGGCGCCCUCGGCUGCGUCUUCCCCGAGCUGCUGGCCCGCAACGGGGUCAAGUUCGGCGAGGCCGUGUGGUUCAAGGCCGGAGCCCAGAUCUUCAGCGAGGGUGGUUUGGACUACUUGGGCAACCCAAGCCUGAUCCAUGCUCAGAGCAUUCUGGCCAUCUGGGCCUGCCAAGUUGUAUUGAUGGGCGCCGUCGAGGGGUACCGCGUCGCCGGUGGGCCGCUAGGUGAGGUCACCGACCCGCUAUAUCCCGGUGGGAGCUUCGAUCCCUUGGGGUUGGCCGAUGACCCGGAGGCUUUCGCUGAACUUAAAGUGAAGGAGAUCAAGAACGGCAGACUGGCCAUGUUCUCCAUGUUCGGGUUCUUUGUUCAGGCUAUCGUCACUGGCAAGGGUCCGUUGGAGAACCUGGCCGACCACCUUGCGGAUCCUGUUAACAACAAUGCUUGGGCCUACGCCACCAACUUCGUGCCCGGAAAGUGAGGGAAUAUCCUUUGGUGGGAGAAGAAAGUCUUCGUCUGUUGGGGUUUUUUUUGGAAAUUAAGAUUGCGGGUGUGAUGUACCAUAUUAUUCCUGUGCAACACUGCAUGUGCUUGUUCUUGAUCACAUCUAUCUUAUGUUCUUCUUUUCUUUUGUCUC